AUGGAUCCGCUUCAACCCAGUGACUCGGCCGCAAAUCGCGGUCCGAGGGGAACUACUCGAAAGAGAUCAAGAGAUCCUGAUGAUAUGUCUUCUCCGGGGCCGCUGCCGCCUUCCAGCCCAGCGACCGCACUUGGGUCUUCUCCUCCACCGAUGCCAUUCGAUAUGGGAGAUGAGGAUGAAGAAGGUGAAGGCGACGAGGUGCAAGACAUCGAUGAUAUUGAUGAAUUGGCCGAAGAUGAGGAUGGAAUUGAUCUGUUCGGAGACAAUUUUGAGCGGGAUUAUCACGACGCAGCGCAAGAUCGCUACCAGAAUGAAGGGUACAUUGAUGACGAGGAGGAGCAUGAUGAGCUGGAUGCUGCGACCCGUCGACAGCUAGAUGCUCGGUUGAAUAAGAGAGAUCGAGAGCUUGACCGUCGCCGCCGCAUGCCUGCCGCCUUCUUGCAGGACGAUGAUGACAUGGACAUGGACCUGUCGCGCCAACCACGACGACGGAGACACCACUACGAUGAGGACCGCGAGGAUAUCGAUAUGGCAGACGAGGGAAUGGAAGAGCUGUCACUGGAAGAGUUGGCAGAUGUGAAGGCGGCCAACAUUACGGACUGGGUGAUUCAGCCCCAGGUCCUUCGUUCCAUCUACCGUGAAUUCAAGGCCUUCUUGACCGAGUUCAUCGAUCCCACCGGUCAAUCAGUCUACGGGAACCGGAUCAAGACCCUUGGUGAAGUGAACUCGGCGUCGCUGGAGGUGUCUUACGCCCACCUGAGUGAAACCAAGGCGGCUCUGUCGUACUUCCUCGCCAACGAACCUACCGAGGUUCUGAAAGUGUUCGAUCAAGUCGCACUGGAUGUCACACUGUUCCACUACCCGCAAUACCAUGACAUCCAUAACGAGAUCCACGUCCGCAUCACCGAUGUGCCCAUCAUCUACACCCUGCGCCAGCUGCGUCAGUCGCAUCUGAACUGUCUUGUCCGCGUUGGUGGAGUUGUCACUCGCCGUUCGGGUGUUUUCCCGCAGCUGAAAUAUGUGAUGUUCCUCUGCCAGAAGUGUGGUAUCACGUUGGGUCCCUUCCAGCAGGAAGCUAGCUCAGAGGUGAAGAUCUCAUUCUGUCAGAACUGCCAGAGCCGCGGCCCCUUUACCGUCAACUCCGAGAAAACGGUCUAUCGCAACUACCAAAAAUUGACUCUGCAGGAAUCACCCGGCUCCGUUCCUGCAGGACGACUGCCACGUCAGCGCGAGGUCGUCUUGCUUGCCGACCUGAUUGAUACUGCUAAACCCGGCGAUGAAAUCGAAAUCACCGGUAUUUACCGGAACAGCUACGAUGCCCAGCUGAACAACAAGAAUGGAUUCCCGGUGUUUGCCACCAUUAUUGAGGCCAACCAUGUGGUCAAGGCCCAUGACCAGCUGGCUGGUUUCCAUCUGACGGAAGAAGACGAGCGCGAGAUUCGAGCUCUGUCCCGUGACCCCGAGAUCGUGGACAAGAUUGUUCGCUCCAUGGCGCCCAGUAUCUACGGACAUCAGGAUGUCAAGACCGCUGUCGCUCUAUCGCUAUUUGGUGGCGUCAGCAAGCAGGCCCAGGGCAAGAUGUCUAUUCGUGGCGAUAUCAACGUCCUGCUGCUUGGUGACCCUGGUACGGCCAAAUCGCAGGUGCUCAAGUAUGUGCAGAAGACCGCGCAUCGUGCUGUCUUCGCUACUGGUCAAGGUGCUAGUGCCGUCGGUUUGACAGCCAGUGUGCGCCGGGAUCCUCUGACUAGCGAAUGGACGCUGGAAGGUGGUGCACUGGUGCUCGCCGACCGAGGAACUUGCCUGAUCGAUGAAUUCGACAAGAUGAACGACCAGGAUCGGACGUCGAUUCACGAAGCCAUGGAGCAGCAGACCAUCUCCAUCUCCAAGGCCGGUAUUGUGACCACGCUCCAGGCGCGCUGUGCUGUCGUGGCCGCCGCCAACCCUAAGGGUGGCCGCUACAACGGAGCAGCGCCCUUUGCAGAGAACGUCGAACUGACUGAGCCUAUCCUGUCCCGUUUCGAUAUCCUCUGUGUGGUGCGUGACCUGGUCGAGCCUACCGAGGAUGAGCGCCUGGCCAACUUUGUGAUCGAGUCCCACCACCGCGCUAACCCAGCCCGGCCCAUGCGAAACGACCAGGGUGACCUGGUCGAUACGUACGGUCACCUCAUCGAUGAAGAAGGCUUCCGUCUGGAUAAGGAAGGUAACAGGCUGCCUCCAUCUCCCGAAGAAGUUUCUCAGCGUGCGGCAGAGCAACAAAAAACAGAAGAAGAGAAGGAGGGCGAGAUCCCCCAGGAGCUACUGCGGAAGUACAUUCUGUAUGCCCGCGAGCGUUGCCACCCGAAACUCUAUCAAAUCGACCAGGACAAGAUUGCUCGUCUAUUUGCGGACAUGCGCCGCGAGUCUCUGGCCACUGGAGCGUAUCCCAUCACGGUCCGUCACCUCGAAGCCAUCAUGCGUAUUGCCGAGGCGUUCUGCAAGAUGCGUCUAUCGGAGUACUGCUCCGCUCAGGAUAUUGAUCGGGCCAUUGCCGUGACCGUUGACUCAUUCGUUGGCAGCCAGAAAGUCAGCUGCAAAAAAGCUCUCUCGCGAGCCUUUGCCAAAUACACUCUGUCCAGACCUAAGCCCCAAUCGAAGCGUCGUGCAGGCAUCCCGGUUCCCAACCCUCAUCUGCCGCGGUCUGUGCCCACUGCGCGGUAA
Messenger RNA from Penicillium alfredii, 2697 nucleotides. Its product is annotated as MCM DNA helicase complex subunit MCM2. Lineage: Eukaryota; Fungi; Ascomycota; Eurotiomycetes; Eurotiales; Aspergillaceae. The transcript is spliced from 5 exons. Gene Ontology annotation, molecular function: ATP binding; single-stranded DNA helicase activity; 3'-5' DNA helicase activity. The coding region runs from base 1 to 2697 and encodes 898 amino acids. Gene Ontology annotation, cellular component: MCM complex; nucleus. Gene Ontology annotation, biological process: DNA replication; double-strand break repair via break-induced replication; mitotic DNA replication initiation. The record is from RefSeq and is a predicted model, not a curated record.